Penicillium riverlandense is the source of this 1548-nucleotide messenger RNA. RefSeq names its product sugar porter family MFS transporter. The transcript has 3 exons. Gene Ontology annotation, cellular component: membrane. Gene Ontology annotation, molecular function: carbohydrate:proton symporter activity. Gene Ontology annotation, biological process: carbohydrate transport; transmembrane transport. Bases 1 to 1548 code for a protein of 515 amino acids. NCBI's taxonomy places the organism in Eukaryota, Fungi, Ascomycota, Eurotiomycetes, Eurotiales, Aspergillaceae. The record is from RefSeq and is a predicted model, not a curated record.
AUGGCGCCAUUUCUUGGUCUUCGAGGCAAAUCUCUCCGCGCGGCGUUGAUCUGGGGCGUGAUUUUACCAGCAUACAUCUUAUUCGGUUACAACAAUGCCGUGGCAGGUGGUCUUUUAAGCUUGCCCUCAUGGACGGAAACGUUUCCUCGUAUCAACACGGAAACGACAACUGGCGCGGUAAAGGCUGAGAAUUCGAAGGUCCAGGGGACUGUGGUCGCUUUGUAUACACUGGGCUGUUUCUUUGGAUCCUUGGCUUGUCUCAAGCUCGGCGAUCCCUUGGGAAGAAGGCGAACCAUCAUGCUUGGAGCAGCUACUAAUAUUGUCGGAGCGAUUCUGCAAUCGACGUCAUUCUCUCUGCCCCAACUCAUCGUGGGUCGAUUGGUGUCUGGUCUCGGCUUUGGGGCUCUCACUGCUACUGCGCCUAACUGGCAGUCGGAGUGUUCGAGAGCUGAUCAUCGAGGUUCGACUGUGGUUCUCGAAUCGGUAUUUAUCAGCCUUGGGCUCUCUAUCGCUGCGUGGGUGAAUGUUGGCAUGUCCCACACGACUGGUAGUGCCUCCUGGCGUUUCCCGCUCGCAUUGUCGUGUUUGUGGUCCAUUUUCGUGUUGAUCAUGACUCCGCAAUUGCCUGAAUCUCCUCGCUGGCUUCUACAGAAGGGCCGUGAAGGAAAGGCCCGGGAGGUCCUGGCAGCCCUGACCGACACAACAGUGGACUCUGAAGUCGUCAAUGCAGACGUGGCCGAAAUCAAAGAAUCAUUGGAAAUUGCUGGCGAGGGCAGGUUCCGAGACAUCUUUACCAACGGACCCUCGCGCCUUUUCCAUCGCGCUUUUCUGGCUGCUGCGGGACAAAUGUUUCAGCAGAUGUCCGGUAUCAAUGCUUUGGCAUUCUACCAAGCAACCGUCUUCGAGCAAGGUCUGGGCUUCACUGGCAGCGUCUCCAGGAUUCUUGGUGCUGCCGUGUUUACAUGGCAAACAAUAUGCUCACCUAUCGGUGUGCUAACCGUCGAUCGUUUGGGCCGCCGCAAGUUGAUGAUGUUCUCUGCAGCGGGCAUGGGUAUUUGUAUGGCAAUCAUAGCCGGGACAUCAUCGCAGAUCACCAACCGUGCUGCUUCUGGAACAGCCGGAGCUUUCAUCUUCAUGUUCUCACUGUUUUUCCCCACUGGAUUUCUCGGGUUGACGUUCCUGUACGCCUCGGAGAUCGCGCCCUUGAGUGCCCGCGUUCCCAUCACAGCUAUCUCAACGGGCACCGCAUGGUUGUUCAACUUCCUCGUGGCUGAGAUCACUCCGACCGGAUUUGAUUCCUUGGGGUACAAGUACUAUAUUAUCUUUGCGUGCAUCAAUCUUCUUUUGACUCUUCCAAGUGUCUAUUUCUUCUGGCCUGAGACCAGUGGUCGCCAUCUUGAGGAGGUGGAUCGGAUCUUCUUGAACAGCAAAAGUAUUUUCGACACAGUCCGUGUCUCCAAAAACAUGCCUCCUCAUGAUCAGAUGGACUCGGCCACGAAGGAAAAGAAUGAGACUGCGGAGAUUGAAAAUGUGGAGAAGGCAGCAUGA